AUGUCGAUAUCCACUUCAGCCAGCGGAGCCAUGCUGCCCACGCUCGUGGCGGUGAGCAUUGCCUCGCUCACCAUCGGCUACUUUGUCGGCAUGGGCCGCUCGCUCGUCUCGUACAACGCCAACUCGCGCCGCAUCCUCCAAGACGACGACUCGUCCGACGACGAAGACCUCGACGAUGCUACCGCCAGCACAACCGAAGAGUGCAAGAUGAUCCUCGCCGUCCGUAUGGACCUCAAGAUGGAAAAGGGCAAGAUCGCUGCUCAGUGCGGUCACGCUACGCUCGCUGUGUACAAGCUCGCACGGAGGAUCACGCCGGCUUUUGUCAAGCAGUGGGAGACGCUCGGACAGGCAAAAGUCGCCGUCAAGUGCCCCGACGAACCCACAAUGCUCGAACUCGAAAGCAAGGCCAAGGAACUCGGCAUCGCUGCCAGAUCCAUCAUCGAUGCGUACGUACUCCACACCCUUAUCCUCCCCAAUUUGCCGAGAUGUGCCGCGACUGACUCCAUUCUUGCGACCGUGCGGAUCGAAUUCCUCAGAGGGCGGACGCAAAUCGCACCCAACUCACGCACCGUGCUCGGCCUCGGCCCGGCACCCGUCUCGCUCAUGAACCAGCUCACGGGCCAUCUUAAGCUGCUCUGA
Messenger RNA from Moesziomyces aphidis, 639 nucleotides. The record is from the annotation of a GenBank genome assembly. NCBI's taxonomy places the organism in Eukaryota, Fungi, Basidiomycota, Ustilaginomycetes, Ustilaginales, Ustilaginaceae.